This is a messenger RNA of Colletotrichum truncatum, 1056 nucleotides long. Its product is annotated as Acyl-coenzyme A thioesterase 8. Lineage: Eukaryota; Fungi; Ascomycota; Sordariomycetes; Glomerellales; Glomerellaceae. Gene Ontology annotation, molecular function: fatty acyl-CoA hydrolase activity. Gene Ontology annotation, cellular component: peroxisomal matrix. The record is from RefSeq and is a predicted model, not a curated record. Gene Ontology annotation, biological process: fatty acid catabolic process; acyl-CoA metabolic process.
AUGGCGGCUGGCAGAUCAACCAUUAUGCGGCCUCCGCCGGAGGACCCUAAUAAGAGCCCGAUCGAGAACGUAUUGGAAGUGACGGAACUGGGAGUACUGGGCCCGGACAUCUUCACCAACACUCGCCAACCAUGGCAUCCCCCGGGCGCCCGUGGCAUCUUCGGCGGCGCUGUGAUCGCGCAGUGUCUCGCUUCCGCACAAAAGACUGUACCAAAUGACUUCUUCGUGCACUCGUGCCACUGCUAUUUCUUACUCGCCGGCUCCUCCGAGAUUCCAAUUUUGUUCCAUGUCGAACGUGUGCGUGAUGGGCGGUCGUUCGCGACGAGAACCGUACAGGCUCGUCAGCGGGGGCGAUGUAUUUUCACGACGACUGUGUCGUUUGUGAAGGAGGGGAGCGGUGGUGAAAAGCAAGUGCGGCACGCCGCGCCGCUGCCGGAGGGCGUGAGGCCCCCGCCGAAUGACUGGAAGGGUGAGCCGGAGUGGUCUACGCAUUCGCCUUUCCAGACGUACCGGAUUUCGCUGGUCGGCGGGAAGGACGCGGAGCCGCAUCAGCUGAAGUCGAGGAACUGGGUUCGGGCCAGGGGGAAGAUCAGCGUGAGCGGAGGCCACCAGGCGCAUUUGAAUGCUUUGGCGUACAUGUCUGACAGCUACUUUAUCGGCACCGUCGGACGGAUUCACAAGUUGUGGAGGUUCCCGUUCAAACCGGAGGAGUUUGACGAGCUGCCGCCGGACCUGAAGGAGCAGGUUGAGCGGCUCAACGAGUUUGAGGGAAACACUGAAGGCGGGGUGGAGUAUUGGAAGACGAGGCCGCAUCUGGGCAUGAUGGUUUCCCUGGAUCACUCGAUUUACUUCCAUGAGCCGAGGAGAGUGAUGGCGGACGAGUGGCUUUUCACGGAGAUGGAGAGCCCGUGGAGCGGAGACGGAAGGGGAGUUGUGCUGCAAAAGAUUUUCGGGGCGGACGGGACGCUUCUGGCUACCUGCGUUCAGGAGGGCGUUGUGAGAUUGAAGCAGGAGGAGGAUGAUGUUGAGAAGGAUGAGCCCAAGGCUAAAUUGUAA